CAACCAAUCAGAAUCGUCGAAAAAGAGAAUUACUGCUUAACGUUGCUUGGGGUUACCCAACGUUAACAUUUUAAAUAACGCUAAGUACAAAACACAAUUUAUAGCAAUUUAUCAGUCUAUUAUUAACUGAAGCUAAGGUUUUUCUGAUCGUCGCCCAGGCUCAUCAAGUUGCACACAACAGCUACAGCAUAAUUUAAUGGAGUUUUGCUGACCUGACUCCCAGGGGGAGACCGUUCCACAGCCUGGGACCCAGGACGGCGAACACACAGUGUUUUCAGUCUUGAACGAGGUACAACUAGCAGGCCUCGUUCAGAGGACCUGAGAGGCCUAGCAGAGGAGAAAUCAGAGUGAGCACCCUGAUCAGCAGCCUCAGUCAGCGUGCCUGUCACAAUGAACCAAGUGAAGACAGAUGAGAAAUAUCAGCCACACGCACGUGUGCCCAGCGUUCACGCACCUGUUUACCAGCAAACCAGCCACAACCAGUGCCAUGGGUUUUUUCAAGGAGGUCCUGUCAAGUUCCUGCCUGAGGGGACACAGAACCUGCCUUCUGUGGCCAUGACCAGCACACAAACACCACAGCCUCUGUCAAGCACCCUUCAAUACUACGGGGAGACGCUGAAUUGCUCGCAGCACUAUUGCAUGCUCCCACUGCCAGCAGGUUCCGUCAGGUUCCUGCCUGAGGGGACACAGAACCUGCCGUCUAUGGCCAUGACCAGCACACAACCACCACAGCCUCCACCAAGAACCCUUGAGUACAACGGGGAGACGUUGGAUGACCCGCAGAAGAAGGGCACCGCAAGUGACUUGACUGCCUGCCAGCUGCGUAACCCCAGCUCCAGCCUCCCACAGGAGGUGGCAGGGGCCAGCGCUCAUAGCUCCCACAAACCUGUAGAGGACGCCUUACAAAAGAGGGAGCAUCGCUUGAUGAAGAACAGGGAAGCCGCCCGGGAGUGUCGACGAAAGAAGAAGGAAUAUGUGAAAUGCCUCGAAAAUCGCGUGGCUGUGCUCGAAAAUCAAAACAAGACUCUGAUUGAGGAGCUCAGAGCCUUAAAAGACAUAUAUCGACACAAAGUCGAGUGAUUCUCUCUCUGACGAGAGGAGGAACCGGGAUCGUGUGGACUGUUUUGCUGUACUUCUGCGGGGUGUCUUGAGGACUCUGGUUUUGCUUAUGCACAUAAAACACACACUCACACAAAACACUCCCUUGUCCUUGCAGUUAAAUGUGUUUACACGAUGAUGUCAAUGUUUCUGGCUCUGAAUCAUCCAUGCGCCACCACCAGCAAAAACAAGAACCUUGCUUCAGGUCAGGGUUAUCAUCAGUGAGUAUUACGAGGAGCUUACGUCCCUUUUGAACGGGGAGGCUGCCGUAUAUAUGGACCACCUGCAGACUCGCAACACCUCGCAACACCUUUACUGGAGAGGGAGAAUCAAAUGCUGAAGGCCCAGCUGCAGCGCUUGAACAACCCCGAACAUCCAAAUACCCUGCCUAGAUUGGUCACUAUCACCUUAACUGCACCGCAUUUUACAUUCCUUUACGAUCCGUUUCAUAAUUUGGCUCUCUUAUACAAAAAUAUAUACUAUAUCAUUGAUAUAGUCUCUAUGAGGGUGUCAAUCAGGGCUUCACGUUGCAAUGUUUGUGUUUUAUUUUAUUCCACUUCAUAAAUCCCGAUGCAAGCAUACUACCAGAUAUUAACACCCACUGCAUUGAUCACCCACCUUCCUUUGUACUUAAUGUAGAGACCUACCGGGUUCUGUUGAGCAUCUGUAUGAAGACUUAUCUGCUUCUAACCUGUGGCAAUAAUAUUUAUUUGGGCAAGUUUACACUGCAUUUUACUAACGGUGCAUAGUUUUUACAAAGAAAGGAGGGGGGAAAAAGUAUUUAUCUUAAUAUAAAUUAGUGUAUUUUUAGUUAAAAAAACCCCCACACAUUUGUGGAAAUUGCAGUAAUUUAUUGUUUUAACUUUUCUGUGUUUUGCUUCAUCUCAGUACACAUGGCUAAAUUUAGACGUUGUUUAUGUAACUACCAUUUUAAAUGCGGUUGAAUUUGAAAUUUCAUGCAGAAAUCCAGCUUUUUAGUAGUCUCCUCUGUUUCUCUUCUGUAACACCUUAGCUGUUGUCUCGAUAUGAUCACACCUCAUUUAAAGGUAUCAUAAAAGACAUAUUUUUAAAAUGUAUUUGCUUCAAUAAAGUUCUUUCUCAGG
Messenger RNA from Siniperca chuatsi (mandarin fish), 2201 nucleotides. RefSeq names its product cAMP-responsive element modulator-like. The record is from RefSeq and is a predicted model, not a curated record. Gene Ontology annotation, cellular component: ATF4-CREB1 transcription factor complex; nucleus. Lineage: Eukaryota; Metazoa; Chordata; Actinopteri; Centrarchiformes; Sinipercidae. Gene Ontology annotation, molecular function: DNA-binding transcription factor activity, RNA polymerase II-specific; RNA polymerase II cis-regulatory region sequence-specific DNA binding. The transcript has 7 exons. Bases 391 to 1080 code for a protein of 229 amino acids. Gene Ontology annotation, biological process: regulation of transcription by RNA polymerase II.